GAUCCGCGAUGUCACCGGAAGACGAAGUAGGGAAGGCGCCAACCCGGGAGGGGCCCGAUCGAGUUGGGACAGAACGAGGAGGAGGCGCAGGCAGGAGGCAUGGCCGGAUGUCGCGGCCCGUAGCCCUAAGCGCGGCGGGGGCGGCCGCGGCGGGGGCGGUGCUAGUGGCCGCCCUGCUCCUGUUGCGGCCUGAGGACGAAGGGCUGGGGGCCGGGUCCAGCAUGGCCGAGACAGAAGCGCUGCCGAAGCUUCGGGAAGACUUCAGGAUGCAGAAUAAAUCCGUCUUUAUUCUGGGCGCCAGCGGGGAAACCGGCCGAGUGCUGCUGAAGGAAAUCCUGGAACAGAGCCUAUUUUCCAAAGUCACGCUCAUUGGCCGGAGGAAGCUCACAUUCGACGAGGAAGCUUAUAAAAACGUGAAUCAAGAAGUGGUGGACUUUGAAAAGUUGGAUGACUACGCUUCUGCCUUUCAAGGUCAUGAGGUUGGAUUCUGUUGCCUGGGUACUACCAGAAGAAAAGCUGGGGCGGAGGGAUUUGUUCGUGUUGAUCGAGAUUACAUCCUCAAGUCUGCAGAGCUGGCCAAAGCUGGAGGGUGCAAACAUUUCAACUUGCUGUCCGCUAAGGGAGCUGAUAAGUCAAGCAACUUUUUAUAUCUGCAAGUCAAGGGAGAAGUGGAAGCUAGAAUUGAAGAAUUAAAAUUUGAUCGUUACUCCAUAUUUAGGCCAGGAGUUCUGUUAUGUGAUAGGCAAGAAUCUCGCCCAGGUGAAUGGUUGGUUAGGAAGUUCUUUGGCUCCUUACCAGAAUCUUGGGCCAGCGGACACUCUGUGCCAGUGCUGACUUUGGUUAGAGCGAUGCUGAACAACACAGUGAGACCAAGCGACCAGAAGAAGGAACUGCUGGAAAACAAGGCCAUCCUUGACCUGGGAAAAGCUGAUGGCUCUCUCAAGACAUAACCAUGCUGGAGAAAUGCUUUUUAUUGUAAAAUUCAACACUUUGUACCUCAUCGGUAAUUUCAGGGUCUAAAAAAGUUAGCACGCCUUAACUGUAGUUUUACUAUUCUUAGCCCCCCAGAUCCAAUCAAAAAAUGAUCGCACUCUGCAUCAGCAUUUUAGAGGCUAGUUGUACAUAUGUAAACAUCAACCAGGGAUCCUUGCAAAAGUAGAGAUCCAGCAGUUGCCUGGUGGUCUAUAAAAAGGAAUGACACAUGUUAUAGCAGGGGUGAAUCUUGAAAACAUCAUGCUAAGUGAGAGAGGCCACAACUAAGAUGAUUUUAUUUAGCAUUGCAUGGAAAAGUAAGAGAUUCAUAGGUCCUAUCUCAAACUUUCUGAAUCAUAAUUUUUGGGGUUUGGGCACAAAAAUCUGUUUUUUUGUUUAAGCUUCUUAUGGCUCUGAUGCCACCAGUGGGGAGGCAAGUGAAACGCUUGUCUGCAGAGUCCCAGCAGCAAUGCAGACUUUAUGUAUCAUGCAGUUGAGUUCUGAACACUCGUUGCUGGCAUUUGUGUCUCUGAGUUACCCAGUGCUGGCUGCAUGUGACUGUGUAAGUGAACACUGUGCCUUACUACUUCUUUAGAAUGUGUAAUGAAAGUUAUGUGUAAGUGAGCUUAUAUGUUAUAUGGGAGAAUUAAAUAGAGGAAUAAAAAUAAAUGGAGAAGUCCUGAGUGCCC
Sus scrofa (pig) is the source of this 1661-nucleotide messenger RNA. RefSeq names its product HIV-1 Tat interactive protein 2 (gene HTATIP2). Gene Ontology annotation, cellular component: cytoplasm. The record is from RefSeq and is a predicted model, not a curated record. Gene Ontology annotation, biological process: import into nucleus. NCBI's taxonomy places the organism in Eukaryota, Metazoa, Chordata, Mammalia, Artiodactyla, Suidae.